AUGGGUAUGUCAUAUAUCCUACCAGACGAGCACGACGAGAAGUCGGCCAAGUCGCCUCUGGAUGGCCCUCCUCCCGCCUACGCUGCGCACUCGGUGUUGGAGGAGGACUAUGAGGGCAAACCGACCGAGGAGGAGCUCAAGACUCUGCGGCGAAUCCCCGGAAAGCUGCCUGUCGUCGCCUAUUUCGUUUGUGUCGUAGAGUUCUGCGAACGCGCUUCCUACUACGGUGUCCAGCCUUUGAUCAGCAACUAUGUCAAUCGACCUCUACCUCCUGGGGGUGACGGAUGGGGCGCCCCCCCGAGAGGGACCCAGCUGACGGGCGGCGCGCUGGGGAUGGGGACCGUCACCGCGAAUGCCGUCACCCAGUCCUUCAGUAUGCUGGCCUAUGCCUUGCCUCUUCUUUUUGGCUGGCUCUCCGACGCAAAGACCGGUCGUUUCAGCCUCAUAUGUUGGGGUGUCGGCGUUUUCGGUGUCGCCCACGUCCUGAUGGUCGCCGCCGGCUCUAGGGACCUGCUGGCUGCCGGCACGGCCAAGGUCCCAUACUUCCUCUCGGUCUACAUCCUAGCCAUCGGCUCUGCCAUGUUCAAGCCCAACGUCUCUCCCCUUCUUCUGGAUCAGGUGACGACGACCGUCCCCAAGACCGUCACGUUAGACAGCGGCGAAAAGGUCAUCCAGGAUCCCGAGUCGACGACGGAGCGCGUGAUGCUGUGGUUCUACCUCCUCAUCAACGUAGGCGGUUUCAUGGGAGUGGCUACGUCCUACUCGGAGAAGUAUGUGGGCUGGUGGCUCGCGUUCUUGAUCCCGCUUCUGCUCUACCUGCCUCUGCCUUUCCUCCUCUGGUUCCUCUACAAGCGGUUGAUCCUCUACCCGCCGGGUGGAAGCGACCUAGGGAACGUCUUCAAAGUCCUCGGCAUCUGCUUUCGACGUGGCGGCAUCAGGAGAAUCGGCCGCCACGGCUUCUGGGACCUCGCAAAGCCGUCGAACAUCGCCGCCGCCGGACUGAAUAUCAAGACGCAAUGGAAUGACGAGUUUGUCGAAGACGUUCGGCGGACCUUCCAGGCCACGGGAAUCUUCUGCUUCUUCCCGAUCCAAUACAUCAACGACAACGGUCUCGGCGCCGCCGCGAGUUUCUUGUCCACCAUGUUGACCACCAACGGCGUCCCCAACGACGUCAUCAAUAACUUCAACGCGCUCAGCAUCAUCGUGAUGGCCCCUAUCCUGAACUACGGCCUGUACCCGCUUCUGCGGAAGAUGAAUAUCCACUACGGCCCUGUCGCCCGUAUCACUACCGGUCUCGCCAUGUCGUCUCUCGGCGGUGCUGGCUACGCAAUCCUGAACUACUACGCUUACCAACAGUCGCCCUGCGGUAACUACGGCUCUUCCGACUGCCAGAUAGGUGACGGCGUGGCGCCCAUCAGCAUCUGGUGGAUGGCUAUCCCAUUUGCGGUCGGAGGUAUCUCGGAGCUGUUUGUCAACGUGCCAGCAUUCGGCAUCGCGUACUCCCGAGCCCCAGUCAACAUGCGUAGCGUCGUGUCGGCGAUCAACCUGUUCAACACCGCGGUCGCCUACGCCAUCGGCCUGGCUUGCUCGUCCGUCAUCACCGACCCGUACCUCACCUGGGAUUUCGGCGGCCCGGCCAUCGCCGGCGGCGUCUUAACCAUUAUCUUCUACUUUACCUUCCGCCACAUCGACAAGGAGGAAUUCGCCCUCAGCCAGAACAAGGACUAUCACCUCCAGAUGGAGGGCACCGUCAACGUCGUCGGCGAGAACGAGCUCAACCAUACGUCGAACCGUGCCGCCCCCAUCUCUCAGAACGAAGAGAUGAUGAUUUCGCAGAAGCAGUAA
This is a messenger RNA of Durotheca rogersii, 1845 nucleotides long. RefSeq names its product MFS general substrate transporter. The transcript has 3 exons. Lineage: Eukaryota; Fungi; Ascomycota; Sordariomycetes; Xylariales; Xylariaceae. Gene Ontology annotation, biological process: transmembrane transport. Gene Ontology annotation, molecular function: dipeptide transmembrane transporter activity. The record is from RefSeq and is a predicted model, not a curated record. Gene Ontology annotation, cellular component: membrane. The coding region runs from base 1 to 1845 and encodes 614 amino acids.